UAGAAUUUUAGGUUAAGUUGUGAUCAGUUUAUGUUAGUUUAUGUUUAUUUGGGUUUAUUUAAAAAAAUAAUAGUUUUUAAAAUGCAGUAGUGUAGAAAUAGAUAUAAUUAAAAUACUAAACGAUGGAGAAUCCGGAUACAGAAGCAUCAGAAAAUCUGAGAAUAGCGUGCUAUAAUUACCCGGAAGAAUUUGAAAUAAAUAAACGCUUAUGUAAAACGUACUUUCGACAAUUCGGCAAAGUCAAAAGACUAAUAUUUAAACAAAGACAGCGUGCUAUUGUUGUGGAGUAUAUUAACCGAGACGACUAUUUAAAUGCAUUGGAAAACAUUGGCGAAUAUAGAGGACAAAUCUUCCAUAAGGAACCGUAUGAAUCAACUACAUCUCAGUUACCUAUACAACCACAAGUUGUUAAGCCUAAGAAGAAAAUUAGGGAGAGAGUAGUUAAAAAGCAUAAAAUAUCUUAUGUAGAUCAUGAUGAGGUUGAUAAAGAAUUAGCUGCAAUGAGUGGCUAUUCAAAUGUUAAUGUGGUCAUAGAUUUAACAUCUGACAGCCCUAAGCCUACUGCAAAACCUAAAAUACUACCAAAAUUGAAUAGAGUUUGGAAAAAAGAAGAUGCUAGACCUACAGAGGCAUUAAGAAACAUUGCAACAAAGAAAAGACUUCUUAAGACAGCUAUUAAAAAUAAAGUGAAAGAAAGUGUUAAAAUUUUAACUGCUGAACAGUUGGACUUAUUGAAAAUUAUGCGUUCCCAGGCCAAUACAAUUGAAGAAAAGUACAAGGUUUUGGACGCUAGAGACAAGCUACUUAGGUUUAAUAGAAAAAAAUCUGUUAUGAAAUCAGGUCCGACUAUAGGAACAUGUUGUGAUAUGUGUCCCGAAAAGGAACGCCUUUUAAGGGAAGUGAAGCAUCAAGUGGCAUUUUAUGAACAAAAUGAUGGUGUGAAGCACUCUAUGAACCAUCACAAAGCCGUAAAACAGUAUAGUCGUAGUUCGGCCGAUCAAGAAUCACCCCUACCUCAUGAUUUGAGACCUGUGAAAGUAUUACAGUUCACAAUGAACUACCUGGUUUAUACUUUUAUGGAUUUAUGCGAUACUGACUCUGAAGUUAAUAUAGCUGAAUGGUACCAUUUUCUUUGGGACCGAACGAGAGGUAUAAGAAAAGAUAUUACUCAGCAAGCUCUGUGUAGUCAAGGUGCGGUAGAGUUAGUAGAGCAGUGUACUCGAUUCCAUAUACAUUGUGCUGCAAGAUUGACAAGUGAGGACCCCUCGGUUUUUGACCAUAAAAUCAAUGACGAAAAUUUGACAAAGUGUUUACAAACACUGAAAUAUAUGUACAAUGAUUUACAUUUAAAGGGAGAAAAAUGUUCUAACGAAGCUGAGUUCAGAGCUUAUGUGAUUUUGCUGAAUUUAAGUGAUGGGAAUUUUAUGUGGGAGGUUCAAAAGCUACCAGAAGACAUUCAAAAAUCCCCAGAAAUUCGAUUCGCCCUCCAAGUUUAUUCAGCCGCCGACACACACAACUACGUCAAAUUUUUCAAGCUAAUAAAAUCAACGACCUACCUAAAUGCCUGCAUCCUAAUGCGAUAUUUCGUACAAGUCAGAGUUCAGGCUCUGGAAACCCUGUUAAAAUGUUUCACACCUCCAAGAUCUAUCUCUUUUUACCCUCUGGAAGAAUUUGUCAAUUUGUUGUAUUUCGACGAUGUGGAAGCUGCCAUUGAUUUCUUGAAUUCUUACGGUAUUAGUGUGAAUAAAAGCAGAAACCAGGUUUUGUUUGAGAGAAGUGCCUUCAAGGUUCCGGAAUACCAAUAUGUUUUGGAUAGAUCUGGGUUGGUUGAAAGCAAAAGACAAGGAAGUGUAGGUAGUAUAAUAAGUGGAAAAGAAAUGUCACCCGAGUUAUACUUGGAAAUGCAAUCUCACGAGUUACAUGAUAGUUUUGAUAAAAAUGGAUUUUUAAUCAAGGACGAACUAUUUAAUGAGGUUGAAAUGAGAAUCGAAGAGAAACUGCUAGACGAGCCAGACUCCAGAGAAUCUACUCCGGAAAGGAAAAAUGUUACCUCCAUACCUGUCACUAAAAAAACAACUAUUUCGCGUCCUCAAACGAAUAUUUUCGAGACAAAGUCCAAAACAGAGCCUGAUAGUAUAUUCGAUCAAGACACAAGUCCGUUCGUUUCUCAAAAUGAAUUCAGUGUUUUUGGACAGAACAAGAUAGAACCUGACAAUAUUUUCGCUCAGAAGAAAGAGAACAUAUUUGCUACAAACUUGAAAAAGGAAGAGAACAUAUUCAAGAACAAAGAUGAAAAUAUUUUUCAAAUCAAGAAAGAUACUAGUGAGAUUCAAGCAAAAGAGAAUAUUUUUAAAUCUGUUACAACUACUAGUAGUGACCCUAUUGUGAAUAUUUUUAAAGUACAGCCUAGUGUGAAAGAAGAAACCAAUAUUUUUACGGCUAGUAAUUUGUCAAAGCCUCCGGACGUUAAGAUUCCUGCAAUAGAACCAACCCCCAAUAUUUUUGCGGAAAAAGUUACUCAACCACCAAAAACCGAGACAAAAAUGGGAGGAUUUCAGUUCAACCUGAAGCCUCAAAAAACUUCAGAGGUUCCCAAUAUAUUCGCUUUAAGGUUUAAAACAACCCCACCCCAAAUUGAAGACAACAAAACGAAGAUGAUCGACCCUAAGCCUGACGAAAAUGCAACACAACUUAAAGAAGAAGAAAGCGAGUUAGACGAAGAUGAAGAAACAGAAAUGGACGAAGACUUGGAGCGUAUGGAAGAUGAACGACGACGCAAGGAAGAAGAGGAAAAUCAAAGAAAAAUUGAAGAAGAACAAAUAAGAAGACGCCUAGAAGUAGAGAGGAGAAAACGGGAAGAAGAGGAAAGGAGAAUGCGUGAAGAAAAACGAAGAAUAGCCGAAGAAAAACGAAUUUUGGAGGAAGAAAGGAAAAGGAAAGAAAGAGAAUUAGAAAGACAAAAAGAAAUAGAAGAAAAACAAAGACAGAUGGAAAUUAAGAGAUCUGUGAAGCUGGUUUUGAAGGAACUGAUUGAUCAAGUAGACCAAGGUAUUAAAGAUGCGGCCCUGAACAGGAUAAAAACGAACAUUCGAAAUAGAAUUGUAUUGAAAGUAUUUAGAAAAUGGCGGACCAUUGUGCUUAGGAGGAAGAAGAAACGUAAGGCUAUGGACUGCAUUCCUAUAUGGGUCAAUGACAAGGACGUGAGCCAGUGUGCCAAAGAUUUCUAUUCGAAAACGCAAGAUUUAACUCUGAGUUACAUGAAAAGGUAUAAGUUAGGUCGCCCCUUGGAUAUUCCCGUUGUUGAAGAUCAGCCUACAGUAAAAUUAAAUUUAUUUUAUCUCACUUAUUCCGCAUUGAGACGAAGGCUGUGCGAAAUCAAAGAAAAAUGGCACCAACAUAUUUAUUGGAAAGUUGUGAUAUCUAUUCCAGAUGUAGACGAAAUGAUCAACGGUUUACACAAACUAGAAGAAACCUUAAAAUCCUACGCUGGCUGGGAACUAACCAAGCACGGUACCACGCAGUACAUAGAGAACCACAAAACCGUCACUUACUGCGUGGAAAAGCAGCAAGGCCUAGACGUGAGAAGCAGUGAUGCCAACGGUUUUGUUUUCGUAGGGAAAAACUUCAACCCGUUGUUCCAAAGGCGCAUAGUGGAGAACUUGAAAAAUUUCGGGGUUUACGUCAAAGUACCUGUCAUUAUUAUUCUGGAGGAUACGUCAAACUCUGAGGAGUACCUGGAAAAACUUCAGGAAACUGGUGUAGUGUCGGAUUACGUCAUAUACAGUUGUAAUUUAUAUGGACAAGUCCUGCCCAGUGUUAUAGACAACGGCUUUAUUUUCUUAGCAAAGAAAAUAGAAAAAUAUCCACCUCUCGAAAUGGACACCCUGUAUACGUUCCUCAUGAGGAAUUUAUGCACAGAAAUAUGGAAAAAAGCAGAAAGCUACGCCAAGUGGAACCACGAGUACAACUUUUGCAUGAGGGACCCCAAUAUUUUGAUCAACCUGUAUAAUGAAGGACUACAGUUGCUGACCAAAAUAGUCAUGGAUAGUAAAAGAAAAGAAUUUGCUCCAUUUCCGGAAGUUUUUCGAGAUCACUUGCCAGACAAAGUUCCAGAUUUUUUACCUUGCGAUUAUAGAUAUUUUCCUAACUUUUGGACACACCCAAGUUACGAAGACCACCUUCAGCGACUAAUGAAAAGUCUAAAACUCCCGAAAUUCUUAGAAAACUGGCCUCCUCAUAACGAAACCGACCUAAUACUAGCCGUCUCCAAGUACUGUACGGAAGUUUUUCAAAAUCCCAAAGAACCAUACGUCAACAUACUAGACGUCCUAAUACAGACCAUCAGAGACGAACGCUACGACACGAUUCUAUGGACGCAAGCCAUAGAAAUCAUCGCAACGGAAAAACUAAAGGAACAAGAUUUCGACCUACCGAAAAAAUUCAUGUACGAGGAUGUUUUUAGGACGUUUGUAGUCGUAUAUGACGUGGAAUCGUUAAACGAAUACAGCACCAGCGAGUGGUUCUACAGAAACAAUCCUUUAAUAGAAGGUUACAAGAAAACCAUAGAAGAAAAAUUAGAGAAGGACUAUCUUCAUGACACUUUCUCUAAAACUAAGAAAAGAUCGUUAGAAGUAAUUGAAGACGAGGAAGACUUUUUAGAAGUUAUUAAUAAGGCCGAACAGGUGUUAAGGUCGCCGAAAAGUAUGAGGUUGGAGCACAAAAAGAGCAUAGAGUGUCUAAACAGGAGCAUAAAAGACUUGGAGGAGUCUAUAGGGGUUGUUAAGAGAAUGGACGAAAUGAAAUUGUUCAAACGGUUUAUGGAGGGUUAGGAGAAUAA
This is a messenger RNA of Sitophilus oryzae (rice weevil), 4837 nucleotides long. RefSeq lists its product as uncharacterized. Gene Ontology annotation, cellular component: nucleus; cytoplasm; transcription export complex 2. Gene Ontology annotation, biological process: mRNA export from nucleus. The transcript is spliced from 18 exons. The coding region runs from base 123 to 4829 and encodes 1568 amino acids. The record is from RefSeq and is a predicted model, not a curated record. Lineage: Eukaryota; Metazoa; Arthropoda; Insecta; Coleoptera; Curculionidae.